AUGCCACCGUACUUCGUUGGUAACCUUGCUUUCCCUCGCCUCUUGGAAGAUGGCACCGUAGAAACCCUCCGAUAUCCCAUCAAAUACACGUACCCAUUCGGUAUUCCAGAGGAUUACACCACCACCGAGCUUGGCCAACAACUUGUUAACACCUUUCAGGAAUACAAUGUCCAUUGUAUCAAGGAUCUGUUGGUUCGUGAUGGUAUUGACCUUGUCUCUGUGGCGUACAAACGUGAAGCCUUGGUGGAACAUGCCCGGAAGCGUAAUCACUUGAAGCCUUUGCGGGAGUAUUUGUCUUCCUGGAAUGUGCUCGCUCCCUGGCUCACCAAAUAUCCCGACAACUAUCCUCUUCCCCCUGUAAAUGGUCAAUGGAUGAAGGAGGAUCUUGGGAAGCUUCUGCUCUUAAAGCUGUUGAUUGUUAACCCCUUCGUCAAUCGCCCCAUGGCUGAGCGAAUCUGCGAGCGAACCAAUAGCCAGAUUGAUGAAAUGUGUCUUCGAUACAAGUACUGGAUGAACUUCGAUCUUGAGACUCUGCCUGAUGAGACAGUUUACCUGGUGAAAUUCGGCCAUUUGGAAACUGAAAUCGUAGCCAAUAUUCUUCGCCGCUACGAAAUUGCCUCUUGCGAAGACUCCGACAUCGCCAAACUGGCUGGACAAGCGCUGGCAGCAAUCCAAGACCAUUUCGAAGAUACCGACUCAGUGGAGGAAGGGGAAGUGGAAACCAACAAACCCCCCAUUGUUAUCGAGUUGUACCCUACUGCUAGCGAGGAUGAUAGUGAUUCCAUUCCCGAGCUGGCACCAUUUGGCGAUGUCUCAACCGGUUACACGAACAACCAGAACUCGCUCAGCUUUCAGCAUUGUUCGCAGCUUGCCCAGCCAAGUGUCCUUCCAACGGAGAAGAAGAAGUCACCCAACCCUUCACCCACCAAGCGAUGUCGAGAAGAACAUACUCCUGGCUCCCGGUCUUGCUUGAGCCAAGCGUUUCCUGAGAGUGAUCGUGCCAGUGCGAAUGGUGGUUUCGAGCGCUUCUUGGGCGAUGCUGAUGAUGAGGACUCCGGCUCUGGCGAAGAUUGCGAAGAGACCCCACGAAGCGACAUCGCCAAGACCUUGGAAGAGUCCUUCGCUGAAAUGCGGCGAAGAGAAGAAGAGGAGGAAAGUGCUGGCACUACUGGUACGCAUCUCAAUUCCUAUCUUUACAGUUGA
This is a messenger RNA of Seminavis robusta, 1203 nucleotides long. Lineage: Eukaryota; Bacillariophyta; Bacillariophyceae; Naviculales; Naviculaceae. The record is from the annotation of a GenBank genome assembly.